GGGAAAGACUAUUAAAUGCCUAGGCGUUCAACCUUUCCAUAUGUAUAUUUUAUUUUUCAAACAUUGAUGAUGUAUUUGAGUACUCAGGAAUGCUCAACCUUUUGCAAACGAUAUUGGACACUUUAACAAGCCUGAAGACGGUGACGCGUACCUGUAACCUAGAUUAAUGCACAGUGAUGACUUCGUUAUAACUGAAUGAUAUCCGAUAGGUAGCAGACAUCGUUUAUGAUCGACAUCCAAUCGACGGUGAGUGUUUUAUUCUUCAAUAGGCCUAAUUACCGCUUCGGUUUGUUAAUGCUGGAGGCGUCGUGCCGCUUCGGAGACAGCUCACUUGGCUAAAGUCAAUCGUUUUGAGGAAACGUGCCUUCACUUGUUGUCACUAUAAAAACAGACCUUCAUCGCUGUUCUCUCUCAACUGUUCACACAAGAAGCAGCGAGGCUACCUGACUGUCUCAGUAUGUUCUAGAACAGUCUUCAGGGAUGUUCAAGAUGAGACGCUGGACUUUACUUGUCGUGAUUGCUCUUUGUGUGUCUCCGUUUCUUUUGGCUGGUCCUUCCAGCUCUUCAGGUCCAGUCUCAGAGACCCAGAGCCGCUGUGCUGGCCGGGCCUGUAACCCUCCCAUGGGGAACCUCGCCUUGGGCCGAGGACUACUCACCCAGUCAGUGUGUGGAGUCAACUCCACUGAGCCCUACUGCUCCUACCAGCAGAUGUUUAGCUCUACCUCUUCCUUCCACAGAGACACUUCCUGUCCAGCAGCACCCAAAUGCAGCAAGUGCAACGCAGCUCUCCCCCACCAGGCUCACCCGGCGUCUGCCAUGACCGAUUCCUCAUUCCGAUACCCAGAUACCUGGUGGCAGUCUGCCGAGGGGGCGGAGACAGAAACCCUCCAACUAAACCUGGAGACAGAGUUCUACUUGACGCAUCUGAUCCUGGUGUUCCGCUCCCCCCGGCCCGCCGCCAUGUUGCUGGAGCGUUCUCAGGACCACGGGAGGACCUGGAAGACCCUCAGGUACUUUGCGAGGGACUGUGAGGAAACCUUCGGCCUGGCAGAGGAGGCUCGUGUGAAGGAGAAAGGAGAGAGCGGUGCGGCCUGCACCUCCAAAUACUCCGGAGCGUUCCCAUGUACCCGAGGAGAGGUGAUCUAUCGCGCCCUGUCCCCCUGGUACUCACUGGACCCCUACGGCCCAGCAGCCCAGACUCAGUUGAUGGUCACCAACCUGCGGGUGCGUCUGCUGCAGCGCCAGCCUUGCCCCUGCCAGGCUAAAGACCCAGAUAUCCAGGCACUGCCCACGAACCAUUAUGCCAUCUAUGACUUCAUCGUCAAGGGUAGCUGCCUCUGCAACGGGCACGCUGAGCACUGUGUGCCAGCCAAUGGGUACCGCCCCGCCAGGCAGAGGAUCAAUCACGUGGUCCAUGGGAAAUGUGUGUGUAAACACAACACUGCCGGCGACCACUGUGAGCACUGCGUUCCCCUCUACAAUGACCAACCCUGGCAAGCUGCCAACGGCAUCAUAGGAGCACCUCGUGAAUGCAAGAAGUGCAAGUGUAACGGCCAUGCAGAUAUUUGUCACUUUGACCGUGGUGUGUGGUUGGCAUCGGGACGGCGUAGUGGGACUGUGUGUGACGUCUGCCACCACAACACAGAGGGCAGACACUGCCAGAGCUGCCGUAGAGGGUUCUACAGACACCCCAGCAGACCGAGCUCUGCCGCUGACUCCUGCACACCAUGUGCCUGCCACCCUGUAGGGUCUAGACCCGCGAUCUCAGGUGGCCAGGACCUCUGUAACCCUAGCAACGGGGCAUGCACCUGCAGAUCGGGCGUGGGCGGUCCUCUCUGUGACAGAUGCAUAGUAGGGUUCUGGGGCUUCCAUGGUUACGGGUGCAGACCGUGUGACUGUACAGGGGGGGACUGUGACCCCUACACCGGGGACUGCUUGUCUGGCUCAGAUCUGGACGUGUACUAUACAGGAGGUGACAGCCACAUACACAGAGGACCUAGCAGUAGUGAGCUAGCAACACUGUUUAGGGUGGAGGAGCUGUUCUCUGUACUGCACCACUCUGAGAAAUGUCAGUGUAAGGUGGUGCCUAUAGGCAGCCCCAAACUCUUCUGUGCCAACGAGUAUGACUACGUGCUGAUGGUGAGGAUCAUUGCGGCCCGUGAUCAGGGCUCCCAUGCUGAGGUGGAGGUUAAGGUAAAGAAGGUCCUGUACCACGGCAGCCAGGUGAACAUCAAGAAAGGUCACAUCACCCUCUACCCAGAAUCCUGGACCACCCGAGGGUGCACCUGCCCCCUCCUUAACCCAGGAUCAGAGUAUCUGGUGGGGGGCCACGAGGACCGGAGGACGGGUCGUCUGCUGGUGAACACCAAGAGCCUGGUCAAACCCUGGAGGCCCAGCAUGGGACGCAAGCUCCUGCAUCUCCUCAACAAACACUGUAGCUCCUCCUCCUCUUCCUCUUCACGGAAGACUGCAGCAGAGAGACUGCAGAAUGCAAACGUCUUUAGUCUGCAGAAGAGAAACUAGAGCCAUGGAACAAGAAGAAGAGAGGGAUGGAGAGUUAAAAGUUAUCCAUGUUUUGGUGGAUUGCAUGAGAAGGACGAUGAGCCGAAUAUAAAGACGUGUGAGAGUGUAUUUUUGGACGAAUGUGGGCUGGACAUGGGGAUACAGCCACUGCUUGGGCAAUAUGGUGAAAAGUAGAACUCUUUUGCCAUUCAGGGCCUCAUUUGCCUGUUUCAUCCACAGACCCACGGAACACAUUUCUGAAACGAUGACCUCCACGGCAGGACCAUGAUGGAUAGUGUUCUGCGCUGAAUGGCACUGUGUGGCUCAGUUGGAAAGAGCAUGGCGCUGGCAACACUGAGGUUGUGGGUUCAAUUCCUGCAGGGAUCAUAAACAAAAACAUAUGCAAAAAAAAUGUAUGCACUCACUGUAUUGCAAGUCACUUUGGUGAAACGCGUGAGUCUGCUUAGUGGUAUAUAUUGGAUUAUAUAAUAUGAUGACAGGCUGCUGCACAGAGACAGAGUACAGACUCUCGUCUCCUUUUUUACAGGAAGAGGAAAAUAAGUUUCCAAAGGGAAGACCAGAUAUCCUGAGUGAAGGUUUACUGUCUGAGGAAGAUUGAUUGAUCUGACUUCUCAUUCUGAUCUUUGGAUGUUACAGUCCCAAAGACAUCAGAGCCACUGGGCUGGUGUUUAAAUCCACUUUAGAUUUGUCUCCGACUAUAGUUGAAACCAAGACAAAUAUAGAACCAAAAGGAUAUUAUUAAUUAAUGUUUUAUCAAAUGACCGAGAUCUCUAUGUUCUAUGAUUAGCCUUCUGAUCUAUCCAAGGUUUUAUGUUUUGGAGUCCUGACGUUUGUAUCCUCAGUUCCUGGAGUUAUUGGCAGUAAACCUGCAGAAGCAUCAUUGUGUGUGUGUGUGUGUGUGUGUGUGUGUGUGUGUGUGUGUGUGUGUGUGUGUGUGUGUGUGUGUGUGUGUGUGUGUGUGUGUGUGUGUGUGUGUGUGUGUGUGUGUGUGUGUGUGUGUGUGUCCACAAACUCGCUGUCCCUGGCUCGAAGGGACUGAGCAGGCCUUAACAAGUAGUAUCUCCUGGAGCGGAAAAGAAGAGUAGAGAGAGAACAGAAAGUCUGUCUGGACCCCUCUGGGACUAAAGCACUGAAGACGCUCUCAGUUAGAAUUGAACUGACUUCACGUCUUCCCUCACUCUCAGUCUGAUUUCAACGACUCUUUGUCAGGUUUAUGUCAAAACAUGACACGAUGAUGUUGUCUACUUACUCACAUGGUUUGGUGUCCUCACUUCUAUUGCACUCAGGGAUGUGGUGGUAAAACCUCUGAACACCUUAAAUAGAUGGGUAACCCCAUAUAAGGGGCAAAUAGGACUCUUAUUUUAUUUUAUUGGGCAUAAGUGUGAUCUAAUCACAUUGGUUCACCAGGAAUUAAUCCUACAGAUCAUGUGACAAAGUCAGGAGAAGUCCGUGUACUCAGAUCUAGAAUGGUGAACUGAGUUUACGUUUAUUUAUUUAAAUGGGCAAGUCAGUUAAAAAACUAUUCUUAUUUACAAUGACAGCUCACUCCAGACAACACUGUGCACCACCCUAUGGUACUCCCAAUGACCACCCACCCCAGACAACACCCUAUGGUACUCUCAAUGACAGCCCACCCCAGACAACACUGUGCACCACCCUAUGGUACUCCCAAUGACUGCCCACCCCAGACAACACCCUAUGGUACUCCCAAUGACAGCCCACCCCAGACAACACCCUAUGGUACUCCCAAUGACUGCCCACCCCAGACAACACCCUAUGGUACUCCCAAUGACAGCCCACCCCAGACAACACCCUAUGGUACUCCCAAUGACAGCCCACCCCAGACAACACCCUAUGGUACUCCCAAUGACUGCCCACCCCAGACAACACCCUAUGGUACUCCCAAUGACAGCCCACCCCAGACAACACCCUAUGGUACUCCCAAUGACUGCCCACCCCAGACAACACCCUAUGGUACUCCCAAUGACAGCCCACCCCAGACAACACUGUGCAUCACCCUAUGGUAGUCCCAAUGACAGCCCACCCCAGACAACACUGUGCAUCACCCUAUGGUACUCCCAAUGACAGCCCACCCCAGACAACACUGUGCAUCACCCUAUGGUACUCCCAAUGACAGCCCACCCCAGACAACACAGUGCACCACCCUAUGGUACUCCCAAUGACAGCCAGAUGUGAUUCAGCCUGGAUUUGAACCAGGGACUAUGACACCUCUUGCACUGAGAUGCAGUGCUUUAGACCGCUGCGACACUCAGGAGAAUGAGUUUAUCUUUCACCAUGUAAACAUGAGUUUAUCCUUCACCAUGUUAACAUGAGUUUAUCCUUCACCAUGUAAACAAGAGUUUAUCCUUCACUAUGUAAACAUGAGUUUAUCCUUCACCAUGUAAACACGAGUUUAUCCUUCACCAUGUAAACAAGAGUUUAUCCUUCACCAUGUAAACACGAGUUUAUCCUUCACCAUGUAAACAUGAGUUUAUCCUUCACCAUGUAAACACGAGUUUAUCCUUCACCAUGUAAACAUGAGUUUAUCCUUCACCAUGUAAACAUGAGUUUAUCCUUCACCAUGUAAACAUGAGUUUAUCCUUCACCAUGUAAACAAGAGUUUAUCCUUCACCAUGUAAACAUGAGUUUAUUCUUCACUAUGUAAACAUGAGUUUAUCCUUCACCAUGUAAACAAGAGUUUAUCCUUCACCAUGUAAACAUGAGUUUAUUCUUCACUAUGUAAACAUGAGUUUAUCCUUCACCAUGUAAACAAGAGUUUAUCCUUCACCAUGUAAACAUGAGUUUAUUCUUCACUAUGUAAACAUGAGUUUAUCCUUCACCAUGUAAACAUGAGUUUAUCCUUCACCAUGUAAACAUGAGUUUAUCCUUCACCAUGUAAACAUCAGUUUAUCCUUCACCAUGUAAACAUCAGUUUAUCCUUCACUGCAGCGCCGAUUCCACUCUAUACCAGGUUGUUGUUGUUGUUUUUGUUAGGGAAGACGGAAAAUAACCCCAUGUGUGUUUCUCUCAUUAGUAAACGACCCAACAAUCCAUGAAUCCCAAAAUAAACAUGGAGCUACUUAGCUAAGAAAGGAAGGGAUGAAUUGACGUCACUGUGUCAGAUCUGUAUCUGGAGAGGCUCGGUACAUAUUUGACCCAGACCUAGCAUGCUUCCCAAAUGGCACCCUAUUCCCUACAUAGUGCACUACUUUUGACCAGAGAGCCCUGGUUAAGAAUAUGUCUGUGUUGCUGUCUCUAAGGCUGCGUUUACACAGGCAGACCAAUUCUAAUUUUUUUUUUUUUUUCAGAUUUGCUCUGAAAAAAAGUUAGCAUAUUGGGGCUGUCUGUGUAACACUGCCUAAGGAGUAGCUAGGUCAGUAGCUGCUGGCCUGGGCUGAAGAGACAUGAUGCAUUCCUGCACUGUGACGUCAUCCGAAUGCUUCACCCUUGUCCCAAAGACUUUAUUAAAGGAGUUUACAAGUGGUGAAUGGAGCAGAGCUAUGAGAUCACACAUUUUUUUAAAUAUAUAUUUUUUAACCUUUAUUUAAGUAGGCAAGUCAGUUAAGAACAAAUUCUUAUUUUCAAUGACGGCCUGGGAACAGUGGGUUAACUGCCUGUUCAGGGGCAGAACGACAGAUUUGUACCUUGUCAGCUCGGGAGUUUGAACUUGCAACUAGUCCAAUGCUCUAACCACUAGGCUACCCUGCCGUCCCUACACUCUAACCACUAGGCUACCCUGCCGUCCCUACACUCUAACCACUAGGCUACCCUGCCGUCCCUACACUCUAACCACUAGGCUACCCUGCCGUCCCUACACUCUAACCACUAGGCUACCCUGCCGUCCCUACAC
This is a messenger RNA of Oncorhynchus keta (chum salmon), 6373 nucleotides long. Its product is annotated as netrin-4-like. The record is from RefSeq and is a predicted model, not a curated record. The transcript has 11 exons. Lineage: Eukaryota; Metazoa; Chordata; Actinopteri; Salmoniformes; Salmonidae. The coding region runs from base 481 to 2523 and encodes 680 amino acids. Gene Ontology annotation, biological process: substrate adhesion-dependent cell spreading; cell migration; basement membrane assembly. Gene Ontology annotation, cellular component: laminin trimer. Gene Ontology annotation, molecular function: protein binding.